AUGUAUUCCACACCUACACCUACACCAGACGUACGGCGUCUUCACGACUAUCAAUCACCAUCAAAUUUGACCAAUCCUAUAAGAUUAGCAUUCCUUGGAGGACCCAAAUCGGGAAAGACUUCACUCAUUUCCAAGCUUACAUUGGGCAAUUUCAUGGACACUUAUUACCCUACCAACAAAGUUAAUCCAAUACUAUUCAACUUUGAGCCCGAGUCCAAAUUUGCACAAGAUAUUCUCAAGGGUAAGACAAUAUCCAACACCAAGUAUUAUAAUCUUCCACCAAUCCUACAUCGAGAAAUAACUGGUCCUUCAUCUAUUUCUUCCUCAACUUCUUCUUCCUUUGCAUCUCCAUCAGCAUCUAGCUCGAGCUCAAACCCCAAUAUUGCUCCGAAAGCCACUAUUCAAAAUAAUGGACGGUACCAAAUUACACCUGAUGGUCAAAUCACACCCAUCUUGAUAGAACUCAUUGAUACUCCAUCCUUUAACCCUAAGCAAGUUGUCCCAUUCCUCGAGGCAUCUCUCUACACCAAUUUGGAUAAGGAGAUUCUUCGUAAUUUGGCAAAUGAACCACGAAAACCUGUGUCGACCAAUCCACUACUUGUGGCCAGUGGUGCGAGUGAACUUAAUGGAAAUGUCGAUGGAUAUUUCUUUGUCUAUAGUGCAAUAGCAAGUUAUAAUCCUCCAGCCUAUGAAGAGGGACCAAAUACAGAGUUGUCGAAUCAGCACACAUUCAGUUUAUUAGCAGUUAUGAAAGAUGCUUUGGAUGAUGCAUGGGAAGAAUAUAACAAGUACAAAUCAAAUUGGGAAGUUGGCCAAGAAGCUGAUGUGUUUUCAUUCAAAAAUGCUUUUAAGGGGUUUUGGAAAGAUGAUAAAACAAAAAGGGCAAACAAAUGGGGCGAAAACAACACGAGUUUUAGACAAUCACCUCCAGUGUGGAUAGUUUGUACUCACACAAGAAGCCAACUUGCAUCGGUAAAGUUGAUUGAAGAUGGAAAACAACUAAGUCGCGACUGGAAUUGUGGCUUUAUUGCAGUUGAUAGUACAAAUGACGACGAGAUCAAUUUAAUGCUACCGUUGAUGAUUAGAGAUAUAGUAGAAGUGCAGCGUAUACGAAAACGAUAA
Molecule: messenger RNA, 1122 nt
Organism: Lodderomyces elongisporus
Lineage: Eukaryota; Fungi; Ascomycota; Pichiomycetes; Serinales; Debaryomycetaceae
Exons: 1
Coding region: 1-1122 (373 amino acids)
Source: RefSeq, a predicted model, not a curated record